AUGGCGACCUGCAGCCGUGACCUGGAGGGGAGCGGUGCGCGGGGAGGGCCGCAGUCGCCCGCCGCGCCUCCGAUAGAGCGCACGUGCCAGUACUAUUGCAAUUACAUACGCCCCCGUGCACUCUACCCGCUGUACGCGAUACCGUUUCGUAACUUGUGCGUUUGCGUUCGUUGCGUUUAUCUUUCUCUCCUCCCGUUGCCGCCACGGAGGAGUCCGCCCGUGCACCGCCGCACCUGUUGCGCUCGCGUUGUGAAACCGCGUGGAAAACUCUUUCUCGGUAUCAGCGGACGCGCCAACUUUCACCGCUCACAUUCCGCCAACACGGCGUUGUGCGCU
Molecule: messenger RNA, 336 nt
Organism: Iphiclides podalirius (scarce swallowtail)
Lineage: Eukaryota; Metazoa; Arthropoda; Insecta; Lepidoptera; Papilionidae
Source: the annotation of a GenBank genome assembly